This is a messenger RNA of Anoplopoma fimbria (sablefish), 1731 nucleotides long. It is a transcript of the gene imp4, whose product is annotated as IMP U3 small nucleolar ribonucleoprotein 4. Gene Ontology annotation, cellular component: Mpp10 complex; nucleolus; small-subunit processome. Lineage: Eukaryota; Metazoa; Chordata; Actinopteri; Perciformes; Anoplopomatidae. Gene Ontology annotation, biological process: rRNA processing. Gene Ontology annotation, molecular function: snoRNA binding; rRNA primary transcript binding. The record is from RefSeq and is a predicted model, not a curated record. The transcript has 9 exons. Bases 124 to 999 code for a protein of 291 amino acids.
CAGCAUCGAGCGAUUUGGUUGGCUCCUCCUGUCAGCCAAUGAAGGACUCUCUUGUACGUACGUCCUCCUACCUACAUGUGAGUAGUGCUCGUCUGCUAGCUAGGCACUGACUAAAGAAACACCAUGCUUCGUCGGGAGGUGAGACUGAGACGAGAGUACCUGUACAGGAAGGCACAGGAGGACAGGCUCCGAACAAUCGAGGAGAAGAAACAGAAGCUGAAGGGCGCGCUCGAAGAAAAUCGUCUCCUUCCAACUGAGGUCCGCAAAGAUGCUCUGCAGCUGCAGAAGCUACUGGAGUAUGACGAUGAAGGGGCCGAAGGUGUCAGCUCCCACAUGGAUGAUGAGUAUAAAUGGGCCGGAGUUGAAGAUCCUAAAGUCAUGGUCACCACAUCCAGAGACCCCAGCUCCAGACUCAAAAUGUUUUCCAAGGAGGUAAAGCUGAUGUUCCCUGGAGCCCAGCGCAUGAACAGAGGAAACCACGAGAUCAACUCGCUGGUGAGAGCCUGCAAAGCCAACAACGUAACAGACCUCGUCAUCGUGCAUGAGACCAGAGGACAGCCAGAUGGCCUGGUGGUGUGCCACUUGCCGUUUGGACCCACAGCUUACUUCACACUGUACAACGUGGUGAUGAGGCACGACGUUCCAGACAUAGGCACCAUGUCGGAGGCCUACCCCCACCUCAUCUUUAACAACUUCUCCUCUCGACUCGGCAGUAGGGUUUCAAACAUCCUCAAGUAUCUUUUUCCUGUGCCGAAAGAGGACAGUAGGCGUGUCAUCACAUUUGCCAACCAGGAGGACUUCAUCUCAUUCAGGCAUCACACCUACAAGAAAACAGACCACAGGAACAUCGAGCUGACAGAAGUUGGACCCAGGUUUGAGAUGAAAUUGUACAUGAUCAAACUGGGAACCCUGGAGAACGAGAGCACCGCGGAUGUGGAGUGGCGUCACCAUGCUUACACACACACAGCCAAGAAGAGGAGGUUCCUCAGUGUGCAAUAGGAACUAAUAAAGCAGGACAAAGCUGUUGGCAAAAAAUGCUUUUUUGGACUUUUUAUUUUAAUUUUUUAUAAACCCUUAAAAGUUUUUGUUAGUUGCCUACCAAAUAUGGCAGAUCUAUAAUAGGUUCAAGUCCGGGGUUAACAAUAGUCAAACUGCAUCAUAUCCAUCAUGAGUGAGUGUAGUUUACAACUAAAUUUAGCCUUUUUUUGAUAAACCCAUAGACCAAAAACCUAAUGCAUACUGUUCUGAGUGUAUUAAAACUGUUAUACUAUUUUUUAAUAAAAUGUGUAUCUGAUUAUUUAUGUUGGCUCCAUGAUGUUCAUACUUAUCCAUAUGUGCAAAUUAUACUUAAGUGUAUGAAUAACUGGGGCCAGUGAUUGCUAUCAUGCAGAAAGCUUCCCCCUAUGUAACAUCAUCAGUGAGGAAUUAGGUGACACAGGCACUUGUUCUCUCAUAUCUAGGAAACUCGUUAUUUCGUCCUAUGCUGCAAAAACAGCUACCACAUGCAUUUGCUUUCUGAACUGACAUUUGUGUUCAUGAUUAACAAAUCAUCGAGCAAAAAUCUGGUAGUCUAAUAAGAAUUCACAAACAAUCAUCACCUUAAAUCGUUGCCUCUAAUCUACAACUUCUUAAACAUUUUUACUUUAAUUUAGCAUUUUAUCAAAGGAAAUACUGUAUAUUGAGAAUUUACACGUAAAAUGUUGCAUGACUUGUUCUUGUAAAACAUGGUGU